Moneuplotes crassus is the source of this 3090-nucleotide messenger RNA. The record is from the annotation of a GenBank genome assembly. Lineage: Eukaryota; Ciliophora; Spirotrichea; Euplotida; Euplotidae.
AAAAUGGCUUCAUUUAUGAAUUCAGGUGCUGAUGGCUCCAUGUUUCCUGACAUAAACUCUUCCUACAGAAAAGAGACCGUCAAUGAAAUUGGAGUACCAGUCAAGAGAUUACUUAAGCAACAAAGAAUGAGUGCUGUGGUGAGCAAUCCACAGAAUCUCAUGGGAAAUGUCUACUUGAGAGAUAAAUUUAAACUUCCUGACCCUAAUAGAGGGAAAAUACCAAGGCAAAUAGGGGGUGCUUCGAGUACUAUUAAUGCUAAGCCAGCAGGUAAGGCCUCCAGGCCUAAAAGAAUCUUACCUAAAUCCAUUAGAGAUGAUCCUGCAGCUGAUGGCCCUAAGAUUACUGAAGAUGAUCUCCAAGAUGGAAUGAUGAGCUUACUUAACAGAGGAAUGAUUCCUAAGGGAGUUGAUGUCACUCCUGCUUUUGAAAGAGGAAAGGCUCCUUUCGGGUUUGGGCGAGCUACAAUUCAUAACCAUUCUAAAAAGAUGUUAAAAUAAGCCAAAGACGCCUUCAAUAACUUACAAGAAACCUGACUCUGCUGAGAAAAACUUAUUUGGACCGGCUACUUUUAUCACUGCUGAAGAAGGCUUUGAGAACUCCUACCUAAACAACAUUCAAAAAUCGGAUGACAACCUGUUCCCGCAUCAUCAGUACGAUAAGGAGGAAGCUAAAGAAAAUGAACUUCAAAAUAUCGAGCCUGAAAAUGAAGCGAUGUCUGACAUUCAAGAAGACCAAAUACAAAUCAGGGAAGAAGAGGAAGAAUUUCAGCUCAAUGCCAAUGACAACCAGACUGCAGAAGGAGAAGGACUAUAUUCCAUGUACCAGAUCAGUAUCAAAGGAGGGAAAGUUGUAGAAACAUCUCCUGAGUAUAUGAGCUUUAAGAGAGCAAAUAUCACUAAAUGGGGUGCAGUUUCACUUGUGCUCUACCUCCUUGAGAAAAUGCUCAAUCUGUAUCACGUCCCAUAUGCCUCGAUUGACUGUCAUAGAUUAGUAGCGUUAGCUGAAGAAGAGCUCACUAGGCCAAAUCACGAAGAGCUUCUCCAAUGCUGUAUAAACAGAUCUCAAGUAGAAGAAGCUAUUAAUAACCCAGUUAAGAAAUUUAAAGGCCCAAGUGGGCCAGAUCUGGCUGCGAUAUGCGUCCAAAAGAACUGGCGUAGGUUCAAGGCUUACACAGCUUUCACUCUUUUGAAGUAUUCUAUGUCCAAAGCGACCAUCAUCCAGAGAAGAUGGAGGCUCUACCAGCUGAUGAAAAACACGAAGGCUAAAAUAAAGCAAUUCAAUGAAGAAAGUAUCAGCGAAUGGAAGAUCAUGAUGAAGGAAUUCAGAAGAAGAUGGCCAGAUGUCAAGAAGAAACGCCGAGUAGAAAUCCAUAUCAACUCAUUCUCCUUUGCAGAAGAGAAAAGACUCUCUAUGGAGAAGUUCCAGCAGAGAGAGAAUUCCCAGAUUUCAAGAAUUUUUAGUGUAAAAGACCCUAAAGUUGAUGUCAUCUAUGUGGCUCCUUUCACUCUGACCAAUGAGGUGUAUGAAUACUAUAAGAAGAUCCUUGAGCUGGGUGAAUUAGAAAAACCAGAAAAUCGCUUUCAUAUUGUUGUUCCUGAGAAUUAUGUAAAAUUUAAAGAGACGAUGUCAUUGACUCAAACACUAAUCUACUCACCGAAGGCUAUUAAGAGGAUCAAAACUCUUAUUGAAGAACGGCAGGCAUAUAUAGUCCCUGGGUUAUCAACCAAAGAGGACGUAAAACUGUCAAUCAAUUUAGGAAUCCCUAUCAUGUGUGGAGACCCAUCCAAGGUUGGAAUGUACUCUACCAAAUCUGGAGCGAAGAGGAUCUUCCAACAGGCUGAUGUUCCUAGCCCAAUCUCUGCAUACGAUAUCUAUGACAAGAGAGAAUUUGAGGUUUCUUUAUGUAAGCUCAUUGCCCAUAACUUAUACGUAAAUACAUGGAUCUUCAAAAUAGAUGACGAGUUUAACGGCAGAGGUCAUGCUGCCCUUAACGUAGACUCUAUUUAAAACUGUCAUUGAACUUAGGAAAAGAAAGUUCGAAAUCACUGAUAAUAUUAUUGAGAAUAAACUUGUUGAGGUAAUUUCAAAAUUAUUACCGAAGAAAGUCAAAAUUGCCAUGCCAUCUUUAUACAGAAACUGGGAUGAAUAUUUAGAAGCCUUCUGACAUGUUGGAGGAGUCAUUGAAGCAGCUCCUUCAUGUAAUCCUAAGCAAGUAGUCAGCCCUUCAGUCUCUUUCUUUGUUGCUCCAGAUGGAGAAAUUGACUUAAUUGGGUCUUUUGAUAGGUUCUCUGCUAAAGAAUACAUCAAUGCAGGGUGAUUUUUCCCUCAAGUGUCACUUCCAAAUAUCAAUUUAAUGACUUUAUGCAAAUCAUUAGGAGAUAUUCUUUAUGAAAAAGGAGUCAUAGGUCAUGUGACAGUGGAUCUUGUCGCUUUUCCAGACCCUACUAACCCUAAAGCUCAUCCCCUCUUCUGGGCAGUGGAUAUAAAUUGUAACCUCUCAGAUUAUGCAGCUGCUUGAUUCCAUUUCGAUCUUCUCAUGGAAGGAAGAAUAGAUAAAUUCACUGGUCAAUACUUUGUUGAAGUUCAGAAAGAUCCAGAUGAACUCGUUGAUGCAGAGGCUGCUCAUGAGUCUAAAGAUAAAACGAAUAAAAAUGAGUUCUUCGAACCUAGAAGUUUCAUGUUUUGCAAAUAUUUACACCAUCCUGGUCUUGCAACCAUCCAGUUCAAUACCUUCUUUCAUAUGUGCAGGCUUGAAAGUAUCAGCUAUGACAUGGAGAAGAGGACAGGAUCCACCUUUUGUCUCUAUGAUUGCCUCCAAGGAGGUGUUAUCGGUCUCAUAACAGUAGGAGAGCAUCGAAAAGUAACAGUCAACUACAUGGUUGAAGCUCUCAAUUUCAUCCAAAAUCAAGCAGGAGUAAUCCCAUCAAAAGCAGUAAACGAAGACUCAACGAGAGUAGAUGAGAUAAACGUGGGUGAUGUAUUCUCCCGAGUAGUAUCCCUGGUCUCUUAUUUCAAAAAGGGUGGGUACAAAUCGUCAAAUUACUACAACAAAACUCAUUAUUUCUAAACAUAUUGCUGAUCAUCAUCAA